Molecule: messenger RNA, 270 nt
Organism: Penicillium atrosanguineum
Lineage: Eukaryota; Fungi; Ascomycota; Eurotiomycetes; Eurotiales; Aspergillaceae
Exons: 3
Coding region: 1-270 (89 amino acids)
Source: RefSeq, a predicted model, not a curated record
AUGGCACCCAAGGCUACGACAGGACCUUAUAUCCCCCGGCCACUGCCUCAAAAGCCGGUACAGGGUGCGGCCAGACCGGCGCGCCCGACGGGGCCGGUUGAUAUUCGGAAGACGAAGGAGUAUAAGUCUGCUGCGCGGAAAUGGACGGGUGCGAUGGUGGGCAUUCCGUUUGUGAUUAUCACUUCUUGGAUCUUGUACGAGCGAAUCUACGGAAAUAAGAGCGUGAAGAAGCUGCCGGCGCCAAAGCAGCAGCCCCCUUCCUCGUCUUAG